Messenger RNA from Patiria miniata (bat star), 6587 nucleotides. It is a transcript of the gene anapc1, whose product is annotated as anaphase-promoting complex subunit 1-like. Bases 31 to 6003 code for a protein of 1990 amino acids. The transcript is spliced from 48 exons. Gene Ontology annotation, biological process: protein K11-linked ubiquitination; metaphase/anaphase transition of mitotic cell cycle; anaphase-promoting complex-dependent catabolic process. Gene Ontology annotation, cellular component: anaphase-promoting complex. Lineage: Eukaryota; Metazoa; Echinodermata; Asteroidea; Valvatida; Asterinidae. The record is from RefSeq and is a predicted model, not a curated record. Gene Ontology annotation, molecular function: molecular adaptor activity.
UUUUAAAAGUGUACCUGUCUAAAAACUGGAAUGCAUAAGUCGCCGCGGGAAAGCGCAGAAGUUGCAAAUCCAUGUGCCCAAAAGUCCAGAAGAGCUCCCCAAAAGUUCAAUGUUUGUCAGUAUUCUGCUUUCCCAUUUGAUUCCUUUGCAACUGCAGCGUUGGAGGAACAUAGAGGAACCAAGGCCAUGAUAGCGGCCAGUGAACCUCAUGAGUUCAUUCCGUUUGGCCGCCAGUUCAGCAGAGGCCAGUCGGACCGCACAGGCCAGCCUGCCAGCCAGCAGGGGGAGACAGCCGGUAUUGACUUGGACCUUCCCAUCACUGCACUGAGGGAAGUUAAUAUCAGCGAUGCCUCUCAGAAGGAGUUUUGGCACAUUUCGCAGAAUCGCAAGACCGACGGCAAGGAUUUAGACUAUGACGAGGAGAUCUACAUCAAGGGCACGGCGGUGGUGUGGAGUCGGGGGUGCCAGUCACAGGCUAGACUGGUCCAGAAGUCCUACCAGUUAGACUCGCCCAUCAUUGAGGCAGAGUGGGUGACAUUCAGGCUGCAAGACACCAAGGGUGACCCUCUGGAGGAAAGAACCCAUCAAACAGGAGAUGCAGUGCCAAGUAUCUGCAUCACCCAAGCGGCUGUCCUGAAUGUUUUCACUGAGGGAGGGGACCAAUUCACAGCUUCCCUCCCAUUCCAGGUUUCCCAUUCCUGGAGCAUGGACCAAGGACUGCUGCUGGAAAGAUCUGUAUCCAACCAAGAAAUAACAAGUCCCAAAAGGGAAUCAGAAUGUCUGCCGACAUUAUUCAGUCUUCAGCAUCCCUUAGACGAACCUGCCCCGGUCAUAUGCAAAACAGGAGGUGUGGGAAGCACAAAGAUCGGCUUCAUGACCGACUACUCUCAGCAGGUCAUUUUCACGACCUCUGACCCUUCCCUGGUGGUGACCUUUGACUCGGCGAUGGGUCUGCACACUGUGUGGUUACUGAGAUACGCUGCUGCUGAGGAAAUCUGUGUAGCCUCAAAGAUCCUGGAUUUGAACACCACCGCGGCCAACCAUGCCCAGACCCCACGGCAUAGCUACAGCUCAGGCACCCUAGCCGGCCUGAGCACCAGCGCCCAGUCCCGCCUGAGCCUGUCCAGUCUCUCCCCCAGUGCCUCCCCUUACCGGGGACUGCCCAGCAGGAUAGCCUCGCCUCUGGUGUUCUCCCGGCCGCAGAGUCCGGCCUUGUCUGUAAUGGCAGCUCUCAGUCGUACCCAGUCUCCAGCCACUAGCGCCCUCUAUAGUCCAGCCUCCAGCAUGAUCUCCCCUGCGAGAUCCACGUGGUCUCCCGGAGGCAUGUCCAUGACGUCGUUCCUGAAUACCACCUGCGGUGAGGUCAUGGAACCCCUGGCUCCUGACUUCUGUCUGGAGCAUUGCUGGACGGAGCCUGUCAUCAGUAACAGGGAGGGAAUUCUGGGUAAAGCCACGCGAGUCUUUCUGACCACUGACAUCUGCCAGCAGCGCUACCUGUGCUACCUACUGCAGCACCGCCACCAGCUCAAAUGUGUCAAGUUUGGCCGCAGCAACGACCAAUCACAUCUCAUCUUUGGUACUAUAUCAAUACUCAUGGUCAAAGAUGCAGUGCCGCUCCAGAGUUUGGACAUGAUGGUCGUGCUUGAUCUCAGCAACAGCUUGGUACUGUAUACCGGUCUCGUCAAGAUUGGCAAGGUGCAUGUCUCCGGCAUCCUUCCAUCACUGUCCUCCAGCUUGCCCCGCCCAAGCACCCCACUGGAUAGCCCCGCCCCUCUGACGUCAUCCCGACCCUCCAGCAGUGCUCAAGUCAUCAUGGAUGAGGUCGUCAUGUUGUCCCCGGUACCAGGUUUCCUAGGCGAUUCGGGUGCCAAGCUGCAGGAGUCGGCAUGCAGCGACGAGUUCUCAUUCCACCCAGGCGGCACCAGCAGUAGCGGUCCCACCAGACAUAUCAUCGGUUUGAGGGACCCUGUCGCCAAUAGGUUCACUGUGGAAUUAACCGGAGAGACCAUGCUUCGCAUGAGCAUUCCAGAAGUCACAUCAUCCCCUGUUGUGCAAAUGUGUCUGAAUGCCCUCAAGUAUGUGCUACCUCGCGACAUGGCCAUGCAGCUGGUGACGAGAUGGUACAACACCCACAAUGCACCUGGCGGUCCCGGCAGCCAAUCAGAAGGGCUGGUGUUUGCCAAGUGCCUCCUGGGAAUGAUGGGAUACAACAUUGAGAAGUUGGCCGUCUUUCAGCAGCAAGACAUUGAUUCUCCAGCAUCGCCUGCCGUCGCCACCAAGAAACACAAGACGUCAGGACUAGAUGAGGACUGGGAUUACCUACUGGGCUCUACGUACCACCGCCUAGCCUGUCCAACACUCCUUGAGCCACUCUGUGGAGCACAGCCCCAUGCACUCUCUGCCUCGGGAGACAUGAACCAGGCUAAGAUUGACACCGGUGCAGCGCUGUUUACUCACAUACCGGCCGUUGUCUUUGCCCUGCAUCUUAUUUACGAGGAGCUCAAGCUGACCAGAUUUCAUGCAGACAGCGCCCAGGACUUGGCGACAAUUCUCUACCAAGUAGCCAGUGAUUUGAAAUGGACUGCGUAUGUAGACUACUACUAUCGAGGCCACCCAGAUCUCCAUCAAGUUGUGAGGCAGCAAGUCAGCCAGAUGAGUCCUGAGCUGUAUGCCCAGAUGCAGCAGCCUGCUUGCUUCACGUCCACCCCUCCCAGCAUGGCCCGCUGGCUGUACGGAUCCCUCAGGGGCCUACCCCAAGAACCCUACCCAUGCAUCGAUGACAUCUGCACCACCUCUUACAAGAUAAUGAUGCUUUACUCCUUGUACCUGAGUCAAGACAUCUCCAAGAUGUGGAAUCCGAAGACAAGUUUCAGAAGACUCUCAGCUGCAGGCCAACCUGCCAAAUUGUCCGACGCUAGAGUCCAACUGGAUGAUUUCAUCCGGUCCCACGUGGACCUCAACAGUGCCGAGCGGACCGUGCUCUUCAUGACCACGAUCGGCUUCACCUUGCGGGAUCUGGAGGCUCUCCAACUCGGCGUGGCCCUCCCACUCUGCGAGGCAAUCUACCGGUGUAGGGAGAACCCCCCAAGCAGUUGGCCCGAGGCUGCCUACGUGUUGAUGAAGCGGCAGGACCUGUCGGCUCAGGCCCGGCUGCCUAGGGACAAGAAGAGAAGACACAUGGAAUCAUCAGCUGACAAGGAGUCCAAGCAGGAGGAUGACGGGAUGGGUCACCUGGAUCAAGAGCUUCUACGUCUGCGCUUCCCCGAUGACCUGAGGGUCCAGGAAGUCCGGAGGCUGCUCCAAUCCUCCAAGCCAGCACGGAUUGCUCUGGUCCAGAAACCUGAAGUCAGUGAUCAUGAGUUCAUUGAAGAGCAAGAAAUGAGGCUUCUGGUGGUGUCACAGAGAACCAUGGCUCUGUCCAUUGGAAGGGGGAUGUUUACUCUGUGCACCUCCCACCCUGUCGUCACAGAGAUGUUACCCAUACCGAAGCUGAACCUAUCUGGUCGGGCUCCACCAAGGAAUAACACUAUUUCCUUUCUUCAUAUCGACGUUCCUACCAACAUGAGUUCCUGGCCCUCGUUUCACAACGGCGUUGCCGCAGGACUCAAAAUUGCUCCCGGCUGCUCACAGAUUGAUUCAACAUGGAUUGUGUACAAUAGACCAGCUGGUUCUGAGCUGACCAAUGAGCACGCAGGAUUUCUGAUGGCCCUCGGACUGAACAGACAUCUGUCUAGUCUGUCCACUCUCAACGUUCAUGACUAUCUCUGCAAGGGUCAUGAGAUGACAAGUGUGGGGCUUCUCCUUGGAUUGGCAGCAGCAAAGCGUGGCACCAUGGACGUAGCCACUACUAAGAUGCUGAGUAUUCACAUCAGCGCACUUCUGCCUCCGACAUCCACCGAGCUAGACAUACCCCACCUGGUACAGGUGGCUGCAGUCAUGGGUAUAGGGCUGGUGUAUCAGGGCACGGCACACAGACACAUCGCUGAGGUUCUCCUGGGAGAAAUAGGUCGACCCCCGGGACCAGAGCUGGAGAACUGCACAGACAGAGAAUCUUACUCACUGGCUGCUGGUUUGUCACUUGGAAUGGUCAUGUUGGGGCACGGAAGCAAUGCUGUUGGCUUGUCAGAUCUCAACAUGGCCGACCAACUCUAUCACUACAUGGCGGGAGGUUAUAAGAAUCAGCCGAGCGGUGCAAACAAAGAGAAGUUCAAAUCUCCCUGCUACCAGAUCAAGGAAGGCGACCAGGUCAACAUUGAUGUCACGUCACCGGGGGCAACGCUGGCCCUGGGGCUCAUGUUCUUCCAGACUGCUAACAGGGCUGUGGCUCAGUGGUUAACCGCUCCAGACACCCAGAUACUCCUGGACUUUGUCAAACCAGACUUUCUGCUUUUAAGAACGUUAAGUAAAGGCCUUGUAAUGUGGAAUGAGAUUGAACCCAACAGUGACUGGAUUCAAAACAAUGUGCCUGAGAUUGUGAAGAAAUAUGCCUUCAAAAGGAACAUCACUGCUCAGGAAGAUAUGGACAUUGACAUCGACUUGCAGAAAAUGAGCCAAGCAGAAUGCAACAUCUUAGCAGGAGCCUGCAUGGCUAUGGGUCUACGGUUUGCUGGCUCUGCUAACAACAGUGCCUUCCAGUGUUUGCUCCACUACGCCCAGAGGUUCUCAAGUCUCGCCUCGCAAACAAUUUCCGAAUUGGCCGGUAAAUCAACUAUCGACACAUGUCAGAAUGCAGUACUUCUCUCAGUUGCCUUGGUCAUGGCAGGAACGGGCAAUUUGGAGGUUUUGCGCUUCGCACGCAAGCUGCACUUCAGCCUCAGUAACGACACCAGCUACGGUAACCACAUGGCGACGCACAUGGCCAUCGGCUUGCUGUUCCUUGGCGGAGGGCGCUAUACUCUCAGCACCGCCCCUGCGUCUAUCGCCGUGCUCAUCUGUAGCCUGUACCCACAAUUCCCUGUCAACAGCAAUGACAACAGGUACCACCUGCAAGCCCUGCGUCAUCUCUACGUGCUUGCCGCUGAGCCGCGCUUGAUCUUACCAAGAGAUGUAGAUAUUGGGAAACCUUGCUAUGCCCCGCUAGAAAUUGUAUAUAAAGAGACACCUUGGUAUGAAGAGCACACAGUCAGGAUGCUGGCACCCUGCAUCAUACCAGAGCUCAAACAUCUCAAGCAGAUCAGUGUGGUUGGUCCCCGAUACCUGACUGUGACCCUUGACACCGGCAAGAAUCUAACCGCCAUCGAAGCAAUCUUCAGAGCAGACGGUACCCUGUACGUCAAGCAACGCGCUGGUCACCUGUCGUAUGCAGAGGACCCAAAAGGUUACAAAAGUCUGUUGGCCCAGACCUUUACCCACGAUGCAUCUUACCAGCAAUCCAUGGACUCGGAGGUCAUAAGGUCAUUCACCUCUGACCUUGCUAUUCUCGGGUUCUCCCGGCAUUUCUGUCAGAGAGUGGAUGGCGGCGAUGAGUCAUCGAUGGAGAGCUUGUUAGCAUCGUUGCUGUAUGAGUGCGUUACCAAGGAGAAACCAUGGAUACUGCAGUCACUCAUUGAAGUGCAUCAGGUCAUCAACAGCCUGGUAGGCAGACCGGACACCCACACACUGUGGCAGAUCAAACUGCUACUAGCUUACUACAACCACGCGCACCACAGGAUAGAGGUCGGCGGCUGUGGGCACACCCAAGCCAAAGGGCUGCUCUUGAGUGCCGAGAUGGGCGUCAAGAUGAAGUGUAGAGUUGAGAACUAUCUGGACGCUUGGCUUACGGCAGACAACCAAGCCCAAUUGAUGGCGUAUCUGUCUCAAGGCACACUCCCUGAAACCAAUGAGAGCUGCAGGCAGCUGGCCAAGUUCCUGGUGUAUCACGACAUUCCUUCUCCAUUGCAGUUAUCAGGGAUACCACUCCAGGUGUGCGACUCCCUCCCGCGUCUACAUGCUGCCCUCAAGGAUUUCAACCUCCCCGUGUCGGCGUUGAUGAAGCUCGUUACGAUCCUCCAGACAGCCAGGUGACACACACACUGACCCAUAGCAGCUAGUCACUGUCUAUUCUCACUCACUGCCAUUGAUGUCUGUGUACAUUGAACACAUGAAAAUGGUGCCAGAAAUAGAAAAACCAGGAGCUGAUUUCACGAAAAAGAUGGUACAUUGUAGCUUCCGCCAUAUGAAACACUUGCGCAACAAAUUUGUUGCGCAACUGGGCAACAAUCUGAAGAUCUAUUUCACAGAACUUGGUGUAGCUGCGCAACAUUUUAAAUAAUCUAAACGUCUUGGACGAGGAUAAUAACAGCAUUUACAACAGCUGUUUGUGCAUGAAUUUGUUUGUUCACGAAACAGUCUUUGAAUCACCUCAGCCCGACAUUUUGAAAACAAUUUUUGUCCAACUCUCUUCGGAAUCGUGCGGCAACUCUAAAGAUUCUGUCACUAGUAAAAUAAAAAUUCAAUUACUUCAAAUUAGAAGCUGUUGUGCAAUAACAGGCUCUUCUAAGAUCAUGAUUUGCUGGUAAAAUAGGUCAUUUUCAGUCGCUAUGCCACAAUUUAUGCCAUCUAAUAUGAUUGCACAAGUUACGCCAUAAUUUAUUGCGCAAGUUACGGAC